GGUUCAUCAUGUUUUAGUCAUACAGAAGGAGGAUAAUUAAAGAACUUGCCUUGCCAGUAAACCCUAAUCCGAUUAUGGUAAUUAGGUUCCGAAACCCGUAUUAGGAAUCUCGAUUGUCUUGAAAUGGUGGCUAUAUAUAUAUACACGUCUCGAGUUCUUCAGAUUGUAUUCUGCUAUUGAUCAUAUUAAGAGAUCACAGGAGCUCUGCGCUGAAGGAAUUAAUCAUGGGUCGUCGCAAGAUCGAGAUCCAGAUGGUGACGGACAGUUGCACGAGGCAAGUGACUUUCUCGAAGCGAAGAACCGGGCUUUUCAAGAAGGCGAACGAGCUCGCGAUCCUGUGCGCUGUCCAGAUUGCGAUCAUCGUGUUUUCCCCUGGAGGCAAACCCUUUUCGUUCGGGCACCCGAACGUGGAAUCCCUCGUUCACCGAUUUCUAAAUCAGGAAAAGGCUACGGAUGAGGGCACGAGCAAAGCUGCUGAAUCUCGUGACGAAACCACAACCGAUGAUAAUCUAAACCAACAACUCCUCGAUCUACUCAAGCAAUUAAACGCAGAGGAGAAGCGAGGAGAGAUGCUCGAGAAGGCGCUGAAAGCAAAACGAGCUGCCAAAGGCCAACCUCCAGUUGAUCAACUUGGAUUGCUUGAACUCGGAGAGUUGAAGAGCUCGUUGGAAGACCUUCGUGAGAAACUGAGAACUUGUAUGAACGAGAAGGAGGUGAUUUCUGCACUGUUAAUUCUCGCAGAACAGCAGCCGAGGACGUAAACCAAUCAGAGAACUGGGUUUAGAAACUUGCUAUUGUAUCCAUGCCUUCCCAAUAACAAAUGAAUUUGGUUACCAGUA
Molecule: messenger RNA, 839 nt
Organism: Syzygium oleosum
Lineage: Eukaryota; Viridiplantae; Streptophyta; Magnoliopsida; Myrtales; Myrtaceae
Product: agamous-like MADS-box protein AGL29
Exons: 1
Coding region: 225-761 (178 amino acids)
Biological process (GO): positive regulation of transcription by RNA polymerase II
Molecular function (GO): protein dimerization activity; RNA polymerase II cis-regulatory region sequence-specific DNA binding; DNA-binding transcription factor activity, RNA polymerase II-specific
Source: RefSeq, a predicted model, not a curated record